Messenger RNA from Prunus armeniaca (apricot), 384 nucleotides. NCBI's taxonomy places the organism in Eukaryota, Viridiplantae, Streptophyta, Magnoliopsida, Rosales, Rosaceae. The record is from the annotation of a GenBank genome assembly.
AUGCAAAGCAUUAGAAAUUCCAUCUUGUGGCAUGUGAGGGUAGGGAGUUCAGCCGAAAAAUGGUUGCUCACUGAAAGAGGAAUUGUGCUGAAAUCUCUGAGCCGCCACAUGUGUGCCGCAACAGGUACUACCAGCACUGAUCAGAUAAUGGACCGAGUGAUUGGACUCGUGAAGAAAUUUGAUAAAAUUGAUGCAUCUAAGGUUACUGAAACAGCUGACUUCCAGAAGGACUUAAGCCUGGAUAGUUUGGACAGGGUGGAGCUUGUUAUGGCCUUUGAGGAAGAAUUCUCCAUUGAAAUCCCUGAAGAGAAAGCAGAUAAGCUGACCUGCUGCGCUGAUGUUGCAAGAUACAUAGUUUCUGGAGCUGAGCAGAAGAGUGUUUAA